Macadamia integrifolia is the source of this 1173-nucleotide messenger RNA. Its product is annotated as lactoylglutathione lyase. Gene Ontology annotation, molecular function: metal ion binding; lactoylglutathione lyase activity. The record is from RefSeq and is a predicted model, not a curated record. Lineage: Eukaryota; Viridiplantae; Streptophyta; Magnoliopsida; Proteales; Proteaceae. The transcript has 9 exons. Bases 107 to 799 code for a protein of 230 amino acids.
GGCAUCUGUGACUGUGGGUGACCUUUUUUUUUUCAAGUUUCGCUCGUUUUUUAACUUUUAAUUCCUUAGAAUCAAACAGUGAGCUCUGCUCGGCCAUUCCUUGUUCAUGGCUAUAUCCUCUGUAUCUACUUCAUUCUCUCGUCAUUUUCUCUUUAGAUUUCCAUCCAAAACUUCCACAUCUUCAAUCCCUAUUUUUCUUUCUAACAAGACAAAGGGUUUCAAUAGAUUUCGAUUGUUUUCAAUGGCGUCGGAGCCGAAAGAAUCUCCCUCGAACAAUCCGGGACUCCAUGCCAACCCAGAUGAAGCAACUAAAGGAUACUUCAUGCAACAAACUAUGUAUCGGAUUAAAGAUCCCAAAGUCAGCCUUGACUUCUACUCUCGAGUAUUGGGCAUGAAGUUACUGAAGAGGCUGGAUUUCGAAGAAAUGAAGUUCACCCUGUACUUUAUGGGCUACGAGGAUCCAGCAACUGCUCCAACUAGUCCUUCUGAGCGAACAGUAUGGACCUUCAGUAAGCUGGCUACAAUAGAGCUCACACAUAAUUGGGGCACUGAAAGUGAUCCUGACUUCAAAGGCUACCACACUGGGAACUCAGAACCCCGUGGUUUUGGCCAUAUAGGCAUCACCGUUGAUGACACAAACAAGGCAUGCGAGAGAUUCGAAAGUCUAGGAGUCGAGUUUGUGAAAAGACCUAAUGAUGGCAAAAUGAAAGGAAUUGCCUUCAUUAAGGAUCCUGAUGGCUACUGGAUUGAGAUCUUUGAUCUUAAAACCAUUGGGCAGCUAACUUCUGGUGCUGCUUGAUGUAAUAUGAUAAGAACUUAGACCUACUGUUUGCCUCAAAAUUGCGUGUUCAAGGCCAUUUUUCUUUGCGAAUUGGAAGCCAUCAAGUACGAGGAAACUUAAGAGAUUUUUGGUUUUGGUGCAGGAGAUUCAAGUUGGAAUUCCUACUGUGCUACUUAUCUGUGGUUCUCACUACAAUAAUGGACUUUGGUCCUUGAUUUAGAGUAUUAAAUAUCAAGGUUUCCUCCUGUAUUGCUCUUAUAUUUUGACAGUUCAUGUGGAUUGUAAUGUCUUAGUUGCUUAAAUAUGUUUCAGGCUUACGGCCUUGAGCUGCUCUGUAAUUUAACUCGAUGAGCAUACAGUUAAUAAAAAAACUUCAAAUUAGUGUUCAUUCA